Messenger RNA from Astyanax mexicanus (Mexican tetra), 3546 nucleotides. RefSeq names its product tubby-related protein 1-like. Gene Ontology annotation, biological process: protein localization to cilium. The record is from RefSeq and is a predicted model, not a curated record. The transcript is spliced from 15 exons. Gene Ontology annotation, cellular component: cilium. Lineage: Eukaryota; Metazoa; Chordata; Actinopteri; Characiformes; Acestrorhamphidae. Bases 114 to 1745 code for a protein of 543 amino acids. Gene Ontology annotation, molecular function: actin filament binding.
AUUCUGGUGGGCGGCCAAACAUCCCAUUCUGCAGUAGUAGAGUAGAGUGGGCACACGGGACGUAAACAUCUAAUACACUGAAUUAGGAUCCACAUCAGACCACUCAGGUGAUCAUGCCGCUUCAGAAGGAGAUUCUUAGAGAAGUCUGGACUGAGAAAACGCUUCAUGGCGACACUCUGCUUUCUAAUGAUCUGCAUCGGAAACCCAUAAAGAAGAAGAAGCCAGAGUCUAUCCCAGCAGAGACCAAUGGAACAGAAGCAAAACCUAAAAAGACGAAGAGUAAGAAAAACGGAGAGUUGUCGUCAGAGAGCAGCCCUGCUACUCAGAAUGGUGAGAAAGUGAAGAAAAAGAAAACAGAGAAGGAGAAAGAAAAGGAGUCGAAGGAGAAAGCAGAACCAAAAAAGAAACCCAAAAGUGCCCCAAAGAAGAAGAAGAGCUCAACUGAAGAUGAUGAUGAAGACGAGGAUGACGAGGAAGAAGAAGAGCCUACUGCACAGAAAAAGACGAAAAAAAAGCCUUUAAAGGACAGUUCUGAUGGGAAGGAAAAAGAAAAGGACUCUAAGAAAUCUAAAUCUAAAGAGGACAAAGAAGACAAAGACAGUAAAGCAAAGUCCAAAACCAAGAAGAAGGAGCCAGCGUCUAUGUUCCAGAUAAAUGGAGAAAAGCCUGAAACCAAGAGUAAAAAGAAAGCUGCCAAAUCAGAGAGUGAAGAGGAGAGUGAGGCUGAAAGUAAAAACAGCAAGAGCAAGAAGAAGAGCAGCUCGAAUCCAGCGUCCAUGUUCCAGACUGGUGGAAGCAAAGACAAGGAGAAGGACAAAGACAAGGAUAAGGAGAAGGAUAAAAAGUCCAAGAAGUCCAAAAGUCCUGCAAAAGCAGAAGAGAGUGAUGAGUCUGACUCUGAGAAAGAAGAAAAGAAGAAGAAAAAGGGGAAAGGAAAAAAGGGCAAAAAGGAGGAGCGGCCGCCCUCCCCGGUCAUCGAGUUCGACGACCUGGAGGAGUUCGUGCUCCAGCCCGCACAGCAGGGAGUCACAGUGAAAUGCAAAGUGACCCGGGACAAGAGAGGCAUGGACCGGGGCCUUUAUCCCACCUACUACCUCCACCUAGACAAUGAAAAGAAGGUCUUUCUGCUGGCAGGCAGGAAACGUAAGAAGAGCACCACGUCCAACUACCUGAUCUCAGUUGACCCGACUGAUCUCUCCAGAGGCGGUGAAAACUUCAUAGGGAAACUGAGGUCUAAUCUGAUGGGCACCAAAUUCACAGUGUUUGAUAACGCACUGAACCCGGACAGAGCCCUUCCAGACCUGUCGAACGCACGGCAGGAGUUAGCAGCCAUAAUCUACGAGACCAACGUUCUGGGAAUGAAAGGUCCGAGAAGGAUGACAGUCCUUAUCCCCGGCAUGAACAAGGACGGAGAGCGAGUACCCAUACGACCACGCAGCGAAAACGAUGGCCUUCUGAUUCGCCACCAGAACAGAAACAUGGAGAACAUGAUCGAGCUGCGCAACAAGACGCCCGUGUGGAACGAGGAGACAUGCUCUCACGUACUGAACUUCAACGGCAGGGUCACACAGGCCUCCAUCAAGAACUUCCAGAUUGUGCACAGCAAAGACCAGGACUACAUUGUGAUGCAGUUUGGGAGAGUUGCUGACGAUGCCUUCACUCUGGACUAUAACUACCCUCUGUGUGCGGUGCAGGCCUUCGCCAUCGCCCUGUCCAGCUUCGACGGUAAAAUCGCCUGUGAGUAAAGAGCCUCCAGCGUCACACAGCCUUCAGCACAGUCUGAGACACCACCCGCCAGAAGCUCUUCAGCAGACUCCUCCAGAUUUCACUGAGAGGACUGGGAGUGAAGAUGCCUGAUAAAGAAAGCGUUAAGGUUCAGAGUUGCUGUACUUUGGCAGGAUAUGAUCACGACCUCGUGAGAUUUCUCAUGCAGUGUUUUGUGUUGAGUGAGUCGACACAAGUGAUAAAAUGAGGGAAGUCUGAUUUACUUUGGCUUUCUUGUUUCAGUGGAAGUGAAUAUCCCAGAUUUGCAAAGACGCUUAACCCUUUCUUAAAAAAAAAACAACGUAAUUUUAUUAAACUUUUAUACAACUUUUUUUUUUAUUUUAAAAAUCAUUCCUAAGCAGUAAAAUAAACUCAACCCAACAUAACAUGAUGAGGAAAAGUUUUGACUCUGCCUCAUUACCUGGAAUGAUGCAGUGGGCGGGGCUAAGCUGCUCUUUGAUUGGUUAAUAAAAACAUAUAUAUAUAUUUAUAUAUAUAUAUAUAUAUUCUGAUAGAAUAGACUAGAGCGCAAGAGUACACCACAAUAAAGAAAACACAUGAUAUACAGCUCUGGAAAAAAAUUAAGAGACCACUUCAGUUUCUGAAUCAGUUUAUCUGAUUUUGUUAUUUACAGGUUUAUGUUUGAGUAAAGUGAACAUUGUUGUUUUAUUUUAUAUUAUAAACUACAAACAACAUUUCUCCCAAAUUCUAAAUAAAAAUAUUGUCAUUUAGAGCAUUUAUUAUUACACAAAGUUUUAUGAGUUCAGAAAUGAAUAUUUGGUGGAAUAACCCUGGUUUUUAAUCACAGUUUUAAUCAUGCAUCUUGGCAUCAUGUUCUCCUCCACCAGUCUUACACACUGCUUUUGGAUAACUUUAUGCUACUUUACUCCUGGUGCAGAAAUUCAAGCAGUUCAGUUUGGUUUGAUGCUUGUGAUUACCUAUCUUCCCCUUGAUUACAUUCCAGAGGUUUUCAAUUUGGUAAAAAAUUGGUAAAAAGUAAUAAAUUUACCAGCUUAAUCUGUAUUUCAGUAUUCAGUAUCCUUUCAAAAAUUAUACUUUAUUUGGCUGUGCUAAUUUUAGUGCUCGUGAUGUACUUAAUAAAUAUAUAUUUUUUAUAAAACUGUACUUUUUAUGAUAAAACUUACUUACUUACUACUCUUACUAACGUGAAGGAGCCUAUAUUUCUGCAAUAAAAGUAAUUUAAAUUAAAACUGUGCCGAUAAAAAUUUUGAUUAUAUUCCAGAGGUUUUCAAUAAGGUAAAAUCAAAGAAAGUUAUCAUUUUUAAGUGGCUUUCCAGAGCUGUAUAUUGCAAUGAACGCAGAGUCAGAAAGGGUUAUGGUAUGAUUAUAUAAGCAAACCAGACUGUACAGAUAUUUAGAAACUACACUAGUUUUCAUUAUUUAUUUAUUAAUGAGUGUGUGUGAUUGUGUGUGUGUCAGAGAGUAUGAGUGUUGUGUUUGCAUGAAUAUGUUGAAUAAACUCUGUUCUCUCCUCAUUGAUUCUGAUUCUGAUUCUGUUUGCACAUGCCCAAAUACAUAGGUGUUGUAAUAAGCAGAAAUCUCUCUUUGUACCACCCUUGUUUUAGUAGUGAAAUUUCCUUUUUUUUUUCUUUGUUUUAAGAUGAAUGCCUUUUAUAUUUUCAUUGUAGCCUUGUCGGGGUAAUUGUAAUUUAUAUAAAAUCCUGAUUAUCCAUAUUUAGUUUAAUUAUAAGGAGAAUUUACUGUAAAUGUGUAGAGUAGCAAACAGUAAUUUGGCAUGAAAUAAAAUGCUUGCAUACACAA